GUGCAAUUAUAAGAAGCCUCAGAGGAGGCAUGUGUUCAGUUGUUGAAACCCUUAGCCUAAGGAUACGAGCUGAAGCACCAAACUCUCUGACAGGAGGAGAACUCUGAGAGAAUAUCUUUACGUCACCAAUACAGACUGGAGCCAAGUCCCGUAGGCUUCAUUUCUCAGAUUCUCCCACUGUUGAACCCCGACUCCAGUUUUCUACCUGCUGGGCUCCUGUUUGCCGCUGCUUGUCUGGGUGUGCUGAGCGAUGAAGAUCCCUCUGUGGUGCCUGGUGGUGCUGCUGGCAUGUCUCUUCACCCCUGGACGCAGUGACUGCCAGGGCCAAUGUGCGGCCUGCAGUCUGCUCCUGCAGCAGCACCAACAGCUGCAACAAGCCUUCAACACCAUGAUGUGUUUGUUGGAGUGUGAGGGUCACGUCUCCGCCUCGUUCACAUGGGAGGUGUGUAAACGUGCUGUCAAACUGUCACAGCAUCCUCUGUUUCCUGAGGGGGGCGCUCUGUUCAAGCGAACAGGGGAGGAGCUGGAGUUGACCCCCCUUGACCUGAACUCUGACAGUGAACUGCUGCAGGACGAGAUACCACUCGAGCAGCGCAGUGUCCACUAUGACUCAUCCCUGCUGGAAUCCUCUGAGGACGGGGAGGGCCUGCAGGGGUUGGAUCUCAGUCUGGUGGAUGAAGAGAUGAAGUUGAGGGAGGAGAGGAACGUCGAGAGCGACAGCCAGCUAGAGGUGGAUGAGGAUGACAGCUCAGAGGCUGCCGUCACCUUAUCCAAGCGCUUUGGUGGCUUUCAGAGAGGGCGCCACGGAUACAGGAAGCUCAUUGGCUCACACAUAAGGCCCCUACAGAAGCGCUACGGCGGGUUCAUAGGCGUCCGGAAAUCUGCCCGCAAAUGGAACAGUCAGAAGCGAGUGAACCAGCUGCUCAGACAGUACCUGGGCAUGAGGAGCAGCCGCAGCGGCAGGUUCAACAACGUCCCUGUAACUCGGGUCUGGAGGCAAAACAAACUGUGAUGGGUUUCUGUUGCUCUCACAGGAUCCGGCCCCAGUUACCUCAACCAAUCAAUCAUGUUUCCAGCAGCUCCCUCCAGUUUGAACUGUGACAUCAUCACCACCAUCCUCAUCAUCAUCAUGAUCAGAAGAAGAACAGACUUCACCAUCUCGCUCCACCACUUUUUGUGUCUCUAAAUAACAAGGAAUGUUUUGACCGUGCUGAUUGAGCAUAUUCACAUGCCAUCCUGUCAAAUAAAAGAAUAAGCGAAGUGCAAUUGAAUAUAUUUUUGUGUGUUUGUAUAAUAAAAGGGCCCAAAUGAGAUUGGAAAACUGGUUCAGUGCAAGGUUUGUCAGAUGUGACAUUUGAAAUCAUGUUGAAUGCACUUUCAUGCAUGUGUGGAUGGGCCGUGUCUUUGCACUCUGUGGUUAUGGGAACUAUAAACUGAUGUCCAGCUCACAUUAAACGGACUUGUGUUUCAAUAGAUAGGUUUCCCAUUUUUAAUAUGGCAAGUUUACAAUCUGGCACCAAACAAAUCCUGUUCAGCAGACUCAGAUAGAAGGAGCAAAUCAGAAAACUGGAGCUGGACCAACAGUGUGCUUGAAUCCGUUGUAAAUAUGGUCGGACAGUGAAAUUGCUGCAGCACAAACUGUUCUUUAUUGGUAUAAGAGUCCAAUAUUCUGCUGAAGGAACUUAACUUAUUGGAAACAAUGGAUGUAAAAAUAACACUGAGCUUUAAACCUCAGCUAAACUCUGCAUCCUAUUAAAAAAACAAACUGGCUGCCAUUGUUUCAUUCCUCCUGUUUCUGAUUUUGGUCAUCAAGCCGAGGAGAUUAGCUGUAGGUUUGCAGGCUUCCUGUCAGUGGAACAAUACUGACCUCUAGUGUUUGAGGAGCAAACAUGUUCUUGGAUCAAUUUCUGUCAAUUCUUUGGAUUGGAUAGGCUCCCUCUUUCUACUGUUUGGGUGAAAUCAUAAAUAAGAAGACAACAAACCCAAAAAUGAGGCUGGUUCAUGGUUGAUAUAUCAUAUUUACCAUCGAAGGAACUGUACAGACAUUUUUCAGGAGGAGAAGGGUGUUGAACUUUAUGUUGAACUUUUUUUCUUUUUAAAAAAAAAUAGAAAUACCCUUCCCUGUGUUAAUAAUAUUUUAUUUGGACCCUCCCCUUAAGGAAACGACAACAUUCACAGACAAAUAACAAAAAUAAGUAUUAAUAAAUAUAAAUUGUUACAAUUUAUCUUCCUGCUAAUAAUUGAAAUAACGAAAGCAUUAAAAAAUGAAUUAGGUACAGCUAGAAGAACAAACAGAAGUUUGAUCUUUUUUCUUUUGUAAAAUUACGUGAAACUGGCAAAUACUGGCACAAAAAAAACAAAUUCAAUCGACAAUUCCUGACUUCCCUUCUAAUAAUUUUCACAAUGUCCAUAACUUACUCUGUAAUUAUGGAAAUGAAGGAGCUAUAAUUAAAAUUUGGGAGGAAAAACAAACUAAUUUCCAGUCAGUCCUCAAACAUUCCUCCUCCUGGGGCUUUUUGAUGAGCUGUUAUUGUCACUUUGUUCUUGUAAACUUCCGGGGUCAAUGGCUGUGCACUGCAGCGCAAGAUGGGAAAGGUUCGUCUAAAUGACAAGCACCAUCUUAAUGUACCAUUUAACAACAGAGGAGCAGGAUGAACUGUGCAUGUCAACGAUGAUCAUUAUUAUUCAGAAAAAGAUUGUUUCUGCUCGGGUGAUUAAAAAAUAUAUAUGGUCUUGUUCUGCCAUCAAGAUGUUUUUCCUCCACAAGCAAGUCACAUCCAUUCUUUUGCAUCUUAAUAGUGUUUACUCGUGUUGGAUUAAGAGAUGUAAUAAUGUAUGUGUGUGUGGGCGAGUGCAGAGAGUGUGUGUGUGAGUGUGCGAGUGUGCACGUGCAUGUAUGCGCUGGCUCUCUGUCAAACUCCACAUACAGAAACUGACUUUGUGAAUACAGUGUACAUUUCAGACCACAUUUAUAACAU
This is a messenger RNA of Hippoglossus stenolepis (Pacific halibut), 2978 nucleotides long. It is a transcript of the gene pnocb, whose product is annotated as prepronociceptin b. Gene Ontology annotation, molecular function: opioid receptor binding. The transcript is spliced from 3 exons. Bases 251 to 1012 code for a protein of 253 amino acids. Gene Ontology annotation, biological process: sensory perception; neuropeptide signaling pathway; chemical synaptic transmission. The record is from RefSeq and is a predicted model, not a curated record. Gene Ontology annotation, cellular component: dendrite; axon terminus; plasma membrane. Lineage: Eukaryota; Metazoa; Chordata; Actinopteri; Pleuronectiformes; Pleuronectidae.